Molecule: messenger RNA, 4937 nt
Organism: Tachysurus vachellii
Lineage: Eukaryota; Metazoa; Chordata; Actinopteri; Siluriformes; Bagridae
Exons: 3
Coding region: 393-4937 (1514 amino acids)
Source: RefSeq, a predicted model, not a curated record
GUUAUGUGAUAUAAUUAAUGUGUGCUGGCUCCUUUAAGAGAUCGUCACGUAAUGAUGAUGUCAUCAGCGCCAGACUAGUUCGUCAGUUGUUUAUAGGAAGCCAUCAAGCCCUCAUUGCAGCUCUGCUAAUCGUAAUUCAUCUGCUACAUUUCAUGUUCUUUCGAAGGCAUUGUUGUCAGCCAUUAAACGAAGUGAAUUGGAUGUCUGCUUCAGUGUGGUGAUUGGUAGAGGAGUUGUCUGUCUGUCAACUGGUGCAAGGCGUAUUAGGGUGACAGAAUAGUAAAACAACAUCUUCAUGCAGACUGAUCUACAGCAGAAAAGGUCAGGGUGUCUCCUUGUGGUGGAAGAGAGAAAGGCAAUUAUAUGACACAUAAUCGGACUCCCUUUACACUAUGGAAGAUUCAAAGACCCCAACUCAUAGCACUUUAGUGACCUGGUCUAAUCGGUCAAUGUCAUCCAAACGUUCAAAAGGGUCUUCUGUCAGUUCUGCUAUUGCCUUAGCCCUUGCUGAAGCUGAAGAAGCCAAAGUUAAAGUAGAAUAUGCAGAGAAGGAAAUGCAUAUAAAGAUGCAAAGUGCACACUUGGAUGCAGAAAAGGCACGUUUAGAGGCACAAUUAUUUGUUUUAGACGUUGAAAGGAAAGCUGCUGCUGCAGUAGCUAAGGCUGAAGCACUAACUGCAGCCCUAAGUUGUGAUAAAGAAUCAAGUCGGAAAUCUGACAUUGAAUACAGAUCUGGCUCUCACGAUUCUAUCCUAAGAACAAAAGAGUAUGUUCAAGAACAAGCUAGACUGCAAGCUAACGCCCAGUUAGAUCCAUCUGAGAUGUUGGAGGAUGCAUGGCCACCGCCGCCACCAGCAGAAUUAUUUCAAGAGAACUUGAUGGAACGGCCAUCCUAUGAAAUUGAGGGUUUCGACACAAACAAAGACUACAGACGUUAUGAUACCUCUAAAGUCAUUUUUGAGGCUGAGUCGCAUCUCUUUGGUGCUCAUUCAAACACAUCGGCUGGUUACGCUCUCUAUCCGGAUGCUCAACCUCCAUAUGUAAAAUCCGCUCCUGCCAUCAAGACAGAACAGGAUCCUUACCCAUGUAAUAUAAGGCUGCCUGAUGAGACAUGUCACAGGCCCACCUAUUCACAUUCUAACAUGCAGUCAUCAGGAAGGGCUCCAAAUGCCCACAGUUAUCCACAAGUUAAAUCAUAUGCUGCGACUCCAUCUCAACAUGUCCAAUUUCGGGCUAGUACUCCUGAUGUAAAUCAGAGUGUUACCGAUCUCGUCAGAUUCAUGGCGCGGCGAGAGAUUGUUUCAACAAGUCUACUAUCAUUCGAUGAUCGCCCUGAAAAUUACAGAGCAUGGAAGGCAUCAUUCUUAACUGCCAUCAGAGAUCUUAAUCUCACGGCUAAAGAAGAGAUGGAUCUAUUGAUCAAAUGGUUAGGUGCAGAUUCUAGAGAACAAGCAAAACGUAUAAGAGCAGUUCAUAUCAAAAACCUAGACAGAGGUCUUCAGAUGAUCUGGGAACGGUUAGAUGAUUGUUUUGGAGCACCUGAGGUCAUUGAGAGUUCAUUACUCAGGAGACUAGAUGGUUUCCCAAGGAUUUCAAAUAAAGAAACAAACAAACUUAGAGACUUAGGAGACCUCCUCAUGGAACUCCAAGUGGCAAAAUCUGAGGGAGUGCUAUUAGGUCUCGCCUGUUUGGACACUGCACGGGGCAUAGCUGGUAUAGUGCAAAAGCUACCAUUCAGUCUGCAAGAGAAAUGGAUGGCUCUAGGCUAUGCAUUCAAACAACGGCACAAAGUCCCCUUUCCCCCGUUUUAUGUACUUGUUAACUUUGUCACAGAACAAGCAAAGAUGAGGAAUGAUCCCAGUUUUGUUCUUCCUCUUCAUGCCGACAAUCCAAAGCCAGGAAGCUUUAAGAAUGUUAACAAAGCUUCAAUCUCAGUACACAAGACCGAUGUUUUUCCAGAGAGAACUGUAACUGGUGAAACCCAAAAUGUUGAUAUAGAUGUGGCUAAAUUCUGCCCUAUACAUAAAAAACCACACCCUUUGUACAAAUGCCGUGGGUUUAAAGAGAAAUCAUUUGAAGAUAGGAAGGCCUUUUUGAAGCAGAAUGGGAUUUGUUUUAAGUGUGUAGCAUCCACCACACACUUUGCAAGGAACUGCGAAAAGCUCAUCAAGUGUUCUGAAUGCGGCAGCGAAACACACCAUUCCGCUUUGCACCCAAAAUCCAUCUCUCAGCCUGUUAAAACCCACAUCCAGACCAAAGAUCAUGGCGGGGAGAAGGAACCCUCCGAAGAUGUAGUGUCGACUAAGUGUACAGGAGUCUGUGGUAGUAAUCUUAGUGGCAAGACAUGUUCAAAGAUUUGCCUUGUGACAGUGUUUCCAAGUGGUCAGCGAGAGAAAGCGAUCAAGGUGUACGCCAUCAUUGACGAUCAAAGCAACCGAUCCUUGGUGAGAUCGAAAUUCUUCAGUGUCUUUGACAUGGACGGCAACAGAUCCUCCUACUAUCUCAAAACGUGUGCAGGGAUGAUCCAAACAAGUGGUAGAAGAGCACAUGGAUUCCAGGUGGCAUCUAUUGAUGGUCGGGUCGUUCAUACUCUGCCAACCUUGAUAGAAUGUGAUAACAUCCCAGAUAAUCGGUCUGAGAUACCCUCACCACAAAUUGCUCUUCAUCAUCCACAUCUAAAAGGCAUUGCAGCACAGAUUCCAGAGGUUGAUUCAAAGGUUCCAAUUAUGAUGCUGUUAGGUAGGGAUCUCAUAGAGGUACAUAAGGUGAAGAGGUACAUUAAUGGCCCCCCUGAAGCUCCAUAUGCUCUGAAGCUGGACCUGGGCUGGGUCAUAGUUGGUGACGUGUGCCUGGGCAGAGUUCACAAGCCGGAAAGUGUUAACACUCUCUUCACCAGCACCUUGGAUAGUGGUCGUCAGUCACUGUUUAAGCCGUGUCCUAAUGUCUUUUAUAUCAAGGAGAAUGUUUGUGAUGUAAAGCCCUCAAGUUCUUGUACUGCUAUUCCACUGAAGAAGCCUGUAUGGAAAAGGGAUGACCAUGUAGAACAGGACAUCUUCAAGAGAACAAAGGAUGAUGAAAGAUUGGCUCUUUCAGUUGAGGAUUUGGCUUUCCUUCAUAUAAUGGAGAAAAGCUUUUACAAGGAUGAGAAGCACAGCUGGGUAGCUCCCCUUCCGUUCAAACUCCAGAGGCAGCGCUUACCAAACAACAGGUCACAAGUUUUAGAUCGUUUCAGAUCUCUACAGCGAUCUUUUGCUAAGAAGCCAAUCAUGAAAGAGCACUUCUUUACAUUUAUGGAGAAGAUACUGGAAAGAGGUCACGCCGAAGUAGCACCACCACUUAACCAUCAAGAAGAAUGUUGGUACUUGCCUCUCUUCGGUGUGUACCACCCAAAGAAGCCAAACCAGAUUAGAGUCGUCUUUGAUUCAAGCUGUCAGUAUGAUGGUGUCUCACUUAACGACGUUCUUCUGAAGGGACCCGACCUGAAUAAUGGACUGCUUGGAGUACUUUUGCGCUUCAGAAAGGAGGCAGUAGCGAUUACCACAGAUAUACAACAAAUGUUUCAUUGUUUUCUUGUUAGGCCAGAAGAUAGAAAUUUUCUUAGGUUCUUCUGGCAUGGAAAUAAUGAUCCAGAGCAAAACAUCAUUGAGUUCAGGAUGAAAGUCCAUAUCUUCGGUAACAGUCCUUCUCCAGCCGUCGCAAUCUAUGGCCUUAGACAGGCAGUGAAGGAAACUGAGACAGAGUUCGGAACAGACGUCCUAAAGUUCAUAGAAAGAGAUUUCUAUGUGGACGACGGCUUAAAAUCUCUACCCUCUGCAACAGCUGCCAUUGAUCUCCUUAAAAGGACACAAGAAGCACUUGCUCGCUCCAAUCUAAAGUUGCAUAAAAUUGCAUCAAACAGUGAGGAAGUUAUGAAUGUAUUUACAUCUGAAGGUGACUGCCGAGAUUCAAAGGACAUGGACCUGGACAAAGACACAUCGUCAGUCCAGCGUACUUUAGGAGUUAGCUGGAAUCUCAAAACUGACACAUUUACAUUUCAGCUGUCCAAUGAUGUGAAACCGUUUACACGCCGUGGCGUUCUCUCUACUGUGAAUGGGUUAUAUGACCCAUUCGGGUUUGCAGCUCCGGUUGUUAUUCAAGGCAAAGUUCUGAUUAGAAACCUCACAAGUGACUCACUGGACUGGGACCUACCCUUACCCCUGGAGAAAAGGGAAUCCUGGCAAAAAUGGAGGGACUCCCUUCAAGAGCUUCAACAGCUCCAAAUCCCUAGACCCUACACCAAAACCUCUCCAUCAGAAGCUUCACAUAGAGAGCUCUGUGUCUUCUCAGAUGCUUCAGUUAUGGCUAUAGCUGCAGUAGCUUAUCUCAAAAUUCUGGACAUGGAGGGAAAGUGCGAAACAAGUUUCAUCUUAGGGAAAGCCAGGCUGGCGCCUCGCCAAGAGUUGACAAUCCCUCGCCUUGAGCUCUGUAGUGCAGUGUUGGCCGUAGAGGUGGCUGACAUUAUAAUGGCAGAGUUGGAUGUUAAGUUUGAUAGAGUAACCUUUUUCACAGACAGCAAAGUGGUCCUCGGUUACAUCUAUAAUGAAAAACGCAGAUUCUAUGUCUUUGUGAAUAAUCGAGUUCAAAGAAUAAGAAGCAGUUCGCACCCUCAGCAAUGGCAUUAUGUUCCAAGUGCCCAGAAUCCAGCCGACCAUGCAACAAGGUCUGUGCCUGCAGAUCGUCUAAAAGAUACAACAUGGCUUACUGGUCCACCAUUCUUGUCCUGCUCUAAUCAGGAAUAUAACACUUCAGGUCAAUUUGAUCUUGUGGAGCCAACCAGUGAUGUUGAAGUUCGCCCUGAGGCAACAGUGCUCACUACCCAUAUCAAAGACAGCCAGCUUGACAUUCAAAGGGAAUUCAACCAAAAAUGUGGAAAAUUGCAAAGGUUGGCAUUGUUGUAG